Molecule: messenger RNA, 3378 nt
Organism: Dichomitus squalens LYAD-421 SS1
Lineage: Eukaryota; Fungi; Basidiomycota; Agaricomycetes; Polyporales; Polyporaceae
Product: ATPase
Exons: 9
Coding region: 1-3378 (1125 amino acids)
Biological process (GO): intracellular calcium ion homeostasis
Cellular component (GO): endoplasmic reticulum membrane
Molecular function (GO): P-type ion transporter activity; ATP hydrolysis activity; ATP binding
Source: RefSeq, a predicted model, not a curated record
AUGCCUGAACCAGCAAAGUCUGCGCUCAAGGCGCGUAGUGGAAAUUUCGAUUCGGCACGCUCAAUAGAAGAUGCCGAUUGUUUACGUAUAAUUCCUGCGCCGCACAGAGGUGAAGGCGAGAUCGUUCCUAUACGCAAAAAGGACCCGUCAAACCCGGCUACCUACACGUUCAACUACCAGCAAGACACCUACGUCGUCACGGAUACUUCCCCUAUCACGUUCUCCCGGCUACCUUAUCCAUGUUCGACUCAUCCUCCUCUAGGCUCCUUCCUCACGCCAAAAUCUCUAACGUCCACUGAGCUCACAUCUGCGGUGGACCUCUAUGGGAAGAACGAAUACAACAUUCCUAUUCCCUCGUUCUCUGCGCUCUUUGGUGAGCACGCAACUGCACCGUUCUUCGUCUUCCAGGUGUUCUGCGUCGCUCUCUGGUGCCUGGACGAGUACUGGUACUACUCGCUCUUCACCCUGUUCAUGCUCAUCGUCUUCGAGUGUACGGUGGUCUGGCAGCGGCUUCGAACCCUGACCGAAUUUCGCACGAUGGCUGUGGCUCCCUAUCCUGUCUACGUCCGUCGCAACAACGUCUGGUCUCAGAUCCAGAGCGACGACCUUCUCCCAGGCGACAUAAUCUCUGUGGCCAGGCAGCAGACGGAGACGAACAUCCCUGCAGACAUCCUCCUUAUCCGCGGCACUUGUAUCGUCAACGAGGCGAUGCUUUCCGGAGAGUCCACGCCGCUGCUCAAGGAAUCCAUCGAGCUGCUGGAUGCGAGCGAGCCGCUUGACGUCGAUGGGGCACACAAGAACGCAGUUCUCUUCUCUGGCACGAAGCUCCUCCAGGCGACUAAGGGUGGGGACACCCCGGACGGCGGCUGCCUCGGGGUCGUGCUACGCACCGGGUUCGGAACCGCGCAGGGCCAGCUGGUGCGGACGAUGAUCUUCUCGACGGAGCGCGUAUCAGCGAACAACGCGGAGAGCUUCCUGUUCAUCGGAUUCCUGCUCAUCUUCGCCAUUGCUGCGUCGUGGUAUGUGUGGACGAAAGGCAUCGAGCGCGACCUGAAGAAGUCGAAGCUGCUGCUGGAUUGUAUCCUCAUUAUCACGAGCGUCGUCCCGCCCGAGCUGCCCAUGGAGCUGAGCCUCGCGGUCAAUGCAUCUCUAGUCGCGCUGUCGAAGUAUGCGAUCUUCUGUACCGAACCUUUCCGCAUCCCGUCCGCUGGACGUGUGGAUGUAUGCUGCUUCGACAAAACUGGCACCAUCACUGCAGAGAACCUCGUCGUCGAAGGUGUCGUUGGCAUCGAUCCCUCGGACCCCAUCAAGCUCGUCGACGUCAAGGCGACGGGCCGUGAGACUACCUUAGCCCUGGCCGCGGCGCACGCCCUCGUCCGUCUCGACGAUGGAACGAUCGUCGGCGACCCCAUGGAGCGCACGACUCUGGACGCGCUGGACUGGCAGCUUGCGAAGGGCGACCACGUCUCCCCCGUGGACCCGGCAGCCCCGCACCGCACGCAGAUCAUCGUCCGCCGCCGGUUCCAGUUCUCGUCUGCUCUGAAGCGCAUGAGCACGGUAUCGAGCUUGCCGAACGGGAGGUGCAUGGUCGCGACGAAGGGUGCCCCCGAGACGAUCAGGCGCAUGUUGAGGGCGGUGCCUAAGGAGUAUGACGAGACGUUCAAGUGGUAUACCAGGAGAGGCAGUCGGGUGCUCGCGCUCGGGUACAAGGAGAUGGAGAGCAUUUCUCUGGAUAAGAUCAAUAAGCUGCCUCGCGAUCAAGUCGAGUCUGAUCUGCAGUUCGUCGGUUUCUUGGUCUUCCACUGCCCGUUGAAACCGGAUGCUGUCGAGACGCUCAAGAUGCUUGGGGACUCUUCUCACCGCUGCGUCAUGAUUACCGGAGAUAACCCGCUCACGGCUGUCCACGUCGCUCGCGAUGUCGAAAUUGUGGACCGCGACGCGCUCAUCCUCGAUGUGCCUGAGGGCUCGAACUCGCUUGUAUGGCGCUCGGUGGACGAUACCGUGAACAUCAACGUAGACACUUCGCAGCCCAUCGACACUUCGCUGUUCGAUAAGUACGACAUCUGCAUUACCGGCGCUGCUAUGAAACUCUACGAGUCGCACCCGUCAUGGAACGAUCUCGUCCAGAACACCUGGGUCUACGCCCGUGUCUCGCCCUCGCAGAAGGAAUUCAUUCUGACGUCACUCAAGAGUCUCGGCUACGUUACGCUCAUGGCCGGCGACGGCACGAACGACGUUGGCGCCCUGAAGCAGGCUCACAUCGGCGUCGCGCUCCUCGACGGCACGGAAGAAGACCUGAAGAAGAUCGCAGAGCAUCAGCGCAACGAGCGCAUCAAGAGGGUCUACGAGCAGCAGCUCAAGAUCUCCGCGCGGUUCAACCAGCCUCCGCCCCCGGUGCCGCCUGCGAUCGCGCACUUGUACCCGGACGUUGUUGAGGCGCAGAAGAAGGCGGCGGAGGACCUGCAGACCGCGCGGAAGAAGAACCCGAUGGAGAAGUUCGAUUUGGCGAGUAUUACGGACAAGUUGGCGGAGAUGGAUACCGAGGACGAGGUGCCGAAGAUCAAAUUGGGAGAUGCUAGCUGCGCGGCGCCCUUCACUUCGAAGUUGUCGAACGUCAAAGCGAUCACGCAUAUUAUUCGUCAGGGCCGUUGCACGCUCGUUGCGACGAUACAGAUGUACAAGAUCCUUGCCCUCAACUGCCUCAUCACGGCAUACAGCUUGAGCGUGCAGUAUUUGGACGGCAUCAAAUUCGGUGAUUACCAAGUCACGAUCACCGGUAUGCUCAUGUCCGUCUGUUUCCUGUGCAUAUCGCGUGCGAAGCCUGUCGAGAAGUUGUCUCGAGAGCGUCCUUUGGGGAACAUUUUCAACUUCUACGUGCUGCUGUCAGUGCUCCUGCAGUUUGCGCUCCACAUCGUCACCCUCGUGUAUAUCACGAACCUCUCACACAUGUUUGAGGAACGGGGAGCCAUCGACCUCGAGGCGAAGUUCGAGCCGAACCUCCUGAACACCGCCAUCUAUCUCCUUGGCCUCUCCCAGCAGGUGUCCACGUUCGCCAUCAACUUCCAGGGCCGGCCGUUCCGCGAAGGCAUCCGCGAAAACUCUGCUCUCUACUGGGGCCUCGUCGGCGCAGGGGCUGUCGCGUUCUCCGGCGCUACUGACCUGAUGCCCGACCUGAAUCGCUGGCUGCAGAUCGUCGAGAUGGAGAACUCUUUCAAGUUCAAGCUGACGACGACGAUGAUCGUCGACUUUAUUGGCUGCUACGUGAUCGAGCAAGUGUGCAAGCGCCUCUUCGCGAACCUAGAGCCUAAGCCCAUGGUCACCCGCGGGCGUGAGAGGCGCGAGAAGCGCAGGGCGGAGGAAGAGAGGAAGGCUGCUUGA